This is a messenger RNA of Beta vulgaris subsp. vulgaris (sugar beet), 2430 nucleotides long. RefSeq names its product protein NRT1/ PTR FAMILY 7.3. NCBI's taxonomy places the organism in Eukaryota, Viridiplantae, Streptophyta, Magnoliopsida, Caryophyllales, Amaranthaceae. The record is from RefSeq and is a predicted model, not a curated record. Gene Ontology annotation, biological process: transmembrane transport. The coding region runs from base 443 to 2287 and encodes 614 amino acids. The transcript has 5 exons. Gene Ontology annotation, cellular component: membrane. Gene Ontology annotation, molecular function: transmembrane transporter activity.
UACAUCUCUUAUAUAACAUAUUUUCUAAUUUAAAAAAGUUUGUAGUAUAUGACUUUAUGAGGCUUAAACAAAAAUGUCAGUGACUUUAUGGUUAUAAAAACAAGAGCUCCUCUGCAUGGGGCAACAAAACACUUCCUCCUUUGACUCUCUUCCUUCGUUCCUAAUCUCUCUCUUUCUCUUUCUCUUUCUCUGGCAUGCAGCAAUCCAUUUGUUUCUUCUUGCCAUCUGUUUCAUAUACCUUUGUCAACUUUUUACUCUCUUACAAUCUUCUUUCUCAAACUUUCUAAAUUCAUGGAUUUUUUACACCAUUAAAACAAAAACACAAUCAAAGAGGAAAAUUAUAAAACAGAGUUAGUUUUUUCUUCCUUUUUUUUUUGUUUAUGUGCUCUAUUUUAUCACUAAGAAAAAGCUUACAGAAACAAAGAGAGGAUUUCUUUCAAACAUGGAGACAAAAGCUCUUACUCAAUCUUCUUUAGUUUGUAACGGAUCCGAGGGUGGCAAUAGCAGUAGUAGUAGCGGUAGCAGUAGUAGUGCAGAAACUUGGAUUUCCUACACAAAAGAUGGAUCACUUGAUCGACAUGGAAGACCUGCAAUUAAAGGAAGAACCGGUGGGUGGAAAUCGGGGAUGUUACUGCUAGGUAAUGAAGUUUUAGCAACACUUGCUUUUGUGGGAGUGGAAGUGAAUUUGGUGUUGUUCUCAAAAUCAGUAUUAAGACAGACGAACGCCGAGGCGGCUAACACCUUCAGCAUGUGGAUGGGAGCUGUGUAUCUUUUCUCCUUGUUAGGAGCCUUUCUGAGUGAUUCAUAUUUGGGCAGAUAUCUCACUUGCUUAAUUUUCCAAGCUGUCCUAACCAUUGGUUUGAUUGCUAGCUCUUUGACAACCCAACAUUUUCUAUUAAAACCCGUUGGUUGCGGAACACUAGAUCAGCAAUGUGAUCCUCACUCGAAAUUUGAGACUUCCAUAUUCUUCGUAUCAAUAUACUUAGUAGCCCUAGGUAAUGGGGCAGCUGAACCUGCACUAGCUACAUUUGGAGCUGAUCAAUUUGAUGAAGAAGAUCCUGAAGAAAGCCAAUCAAAGACGUCGUUUUUCAGUUACUUCUAUGUGGCCUUAAACAUGGGUUCCUUAAUAGGAGAGACAAUAUUGGUUUAUAUUGAGACUAUGGGAGCUUGGGUGCUUGGAUUUUGGAUAUCUACUGCUUGUGGAAUUGCUGCUUUGAUUUUGCUAUUUUGUGGGACUAUGAGGUAUAGGCAUUUUAAGCCUAGUGGGAACCCUAUAUCUAGAUUCUUUCAAGUAAUUGUGGCUUCGUUUCGGAAAAUGAGCCUUGAGGUUCCCCAACAUGGUGAAGGGCUUUAUGAAAAUCAAGGGAAGGAUAGCCAUGAGAUCAAUUGUGCUAGAAAAUUACUCCACUCAAAUGGGUUCAAAUUUCUCGAUAGAGCAGCAAUUAUCACGUCAGAAGACACGUCUUUCACGCUAGAAAAGACAUCUCCAACGAACCCUUGGCGGCUAUGCACAGUCACUCAAGUGGAAGAAGUAAAAUGCAUCUUAAGAUUGCUACCAAUAUGGUUAUGUACUAUACUAUCCUCAGUUGUUUUCAUCCAAAUGAUGUCUCUCUUCAUUGAGCAAGGGGCUACAAUGAACACUGCUAUAGGAGCCUUCCACUUCCCCCCAGCAAGUAUGACUGCCUUCGACAUAAUCAGCACAUCCACCUUCAUCAUCUUCUACGACAAACUCAUAGUCCCUCUUUAUGUCAAGCUCACAAAGAGGAAGCCAAAGCCUCCAAGCGAGCUACAAAGGAUCGGUAUAGGACUAUCAAUUGCAGUGAUUGCAAUAAUAGUAGCAGGGUUAUUGGAGCAGCAAAGGAGGAAAUAUGCUAUAUUGAGUGGGGAGGAUAUAAGUCCAUUGAGCAUCUUUUGGCAAACUCCUCAAUACGUUCUUGUAGGAAUAGCCGAGGCUUUUGUGUAUGUAGCUCAAUGGGAGUUUUUCUCCUCUCAAACACCCGAUGGUAUAAAGAGUAUCGGACUUGGAUUAUCGAUGUCUUCUUCAGCUAUGGGAAGCUACUUAUGCAGUUUUAUCUUGUCCGUGGUAAUGCAUUUCACCUCAAAGAAUGGCAAGCCGGGGUGGGUCCCUCCAAACUUGAAUGACGGGCACUUGGACCGAUUCUUCUUCCUCUCGGCUGCUUUGACUACAGUAAAUUUAGGGUUCUAUGUUUUUUGUGCUAGAAGGUACAAGUGUAUCUCCUUGGAGAAGCGAGAGAGUGAUAGAGAAAUGAAUGACAUUGUGCCGUAAGGUGGGAAGUUUUGUAAGCUAAGAUCAUAUGUUCUUGCAACAUAUACUAUGUAUACUACAUAGAAAACCUCAAACCAACGAUUGAUGUGUUAAAAUCGAGUUAGAAGGAAUUCUUGAGAAAGUAACAUGUUAUACAUAAGUCU